Nematostella vectensis (starlet sea anemone) is the source of this 6663-nucleotide messenger RNA. Its product is annotated as serine-rich adhesin for platelets. NCBI's taxonomy places the organism in Eukaryota, Metazoa, Cnidaria, Anthozoa, Actiniaria, Edwardsiidae. Gene Ontology annotation, cellular component: centrosome; cytosol; centriole. Gene Ontology annotation, biological process: regulation of centriole replication. The transcript is spliced from 9 exons. The coding region runs from base 200 to 5887 and encodes 1895 amino acids. The record is from RefSeq and is a predicted model, not a curated record.
CAUCAUAACAGGCGACGGUUGGCCUUACAAUUUCUAGUGACUUGCGCUACGUUAUACAAAUUAAAAAUACACGUCAAACUAUACUAGAAAAAAACACGCAAUGAGGGAGAUGAUUACAGCCAGCGCUAAUUCACAUAUAAACUAAGUUUCUCGUGGCUCCUUUCAGCGACUUAAAGCGCAGGGAAUUGAUCUUGCUAAGAUGAACCCAGAUCAACCUCCAUCUGACACUAACAACUCUACCGAACAGGAAUAUAACACCCAGUGGCAUAUUUUAGAGCAGCUGAAGUCUAGUGUUGCUGCGCCCGAGCUAGCAGGCAGCACAGAAGUUGCUGAAAGAAUGGCAACACUUCCAGUAGAUGCCUCAGGACAUAGCUCUAGUGAGCCUGUGAUGCAAGGGGCAGGAAAUAACCCGGAAUCUGGUCAUGAAUGGUUUCUUUUGGCGGGUACACCCUCCAGCGGGCACUCAUCUGACGUGGAGAGUGAUUCCAUGCUGAAUGUUGCUGAUUUGAAUGAUGACAAGAAUGGUUCUCAUACAUUAGACACCAAAGACAAGGGUGAUGACCCAUACCAAGAGCAAUGGCAUGUGCUGGAACAGCUCAAAGCCAGUGUGAAGGCACUCCAUUGGAGUGGAAACUCCUCACCAGACACCCUCAGUAAAUCACCAAAGAUCAGGAAAUACAGUGAUCAAUUCACAGAGCCACGUAAGAGAACUCCCACAGGCAGCCAAAGUGAAAGUAGCCUGGGUGAUGUGUCUGACAGGCAAAGCAAUGGAUUGCUUAGAAGUGUGAAUGGUGCAUCAUUAAGGAGAUUUGGAUUACAAGAUCUGGAGCCACAGACAACAGGUUACAGUAGCAAGUCACUAAAUCCCAAUAGCUCCUCAGAUCUUAGUCUGGAGAGUGAUGCUUUGGGAUUUGUCUCGCUACCUAACAGACCCGCCACCAUAGGAAACUAUGGGGCUAGUGAUUCACCACCAUACUCAAAAGGAAUGCCAAUUAACCUCCAAGCAGCUUACACAGCCUCAUCAGAUAAUGGAACCAAGGUUUCCAUGCAGAGACCUGAACCAAACACACAAGCAUCUAUGUCCAAGUCUCCACUCUCUGCUAGAGAGCGUCUACAACCAGAUGGAAGGGACGGGCCAGACUCUUGUGCAGUUCCUGUUGCUGUCACGUUACCAGGAGGUAGCCAGGGAGUUCCUGUUCAACCUCUCCCUGCCUAUUUAAGUACUACAAGUGUGACUGAUCUCUCUGGAUUUCCUGGGCAAACACCUGAUCAGUCUGUUAGUACUUAUUCUCUAGCAGGUCAAGCCAUGGAUGGGACACAAUCGGUGAUUUUACCUGCUGUUCCAUCACCUUCAUCACACUUCCCAGGGGUAUCGUCAACUCAAGCUUACACUCCUCCUUAUCAAUUGUUUGUUCCAUCCAGUGGUGCUGCCCCUCCUGGAGACAGUAGUGGAUUGGGUGUUUCAGUAAACGACCUACUAGGUGGCAUGCAAACCUUGGACUCAAACCUUCUCACAGGGGUGUCAUUCCCCUAUGCACAGGGUAGUAUCUAUAGCCAAGCAUCCAAUUAUGUGAUCAGCCCUUUGGCAGGGGGGAGCGAUGUCAAGGAGAGUUCUUCUCAUGCCCUUUUUGACAGCCAUUUCUCAGAAGUCCUCCAUGCAGGAUCAGGAAUCGCUCCUUCACCACCUACUCAAGCUUGGGGACUUGGGUCUAGAAUGCAAAGCUACCCUACUAGUAUCUGGCAAGACACAGAAAAUGGCAUCGAACCAACACAUCCAUCCAACCACCAGCAAGACAACAUGGUGUCUUCUAACAGGGAACAGCAGCAAAGUGAUGAGUACGAAACAGUACAAGGUGCAUCAGAGAACAUUCUUAUUGAACAGGAGCUUGAAAGUCCUCAAGAACAGUCAGGAAGCAGAACUUCUAGCCGCAACUCAGAUAGUCUUUCAAAUCUCUUGGUAGGAUCUAAAAACUCAAGCCCUGUUGACAGGGAAGUCAUGGCGCGAGUGCAGGAGAUAACUAAUCGGUACCUGGGUAGCCCAUCUGAAUCAUCUACCUCCCAGUCUGCCUCGCUCAAUGGCAGCCCGACAGAACGUCCAUCAAGUGACAAGAAAGUUUCUAUUGAUGGUUUCUCAACUUCACACACCAGCCUAAAGAGUCCAUCCCCGGUCACAGAGGUUCUAAUGGACCCAACAGGCCUGAGAGAAACAACUGGAAUCACUACCCCUACUGUGACAUCUACAUUUGUUAAAAGCAAUUAUUCGCAAGUGGCAGCAACUACCUUCCCUGUGGCGAACUCUUAUGUUUCCUCUGCAGCUACGCAUAUGACGAGGCAGCCAGCAAGAACCACAAUCGUGAAUAAAUUACAUGCUGGUUUGAUGGACAGCGAAGAUGACGUCGAGAGCCCUGUAUCCAAGCUGUUGGGACCACAGUUCAGAGCUACACAGGAUUAUCUUAACAAGCUCAAACAGCGUGGCCUUGAGAGCACUUCAAGUGCGGAACAGUCAGAAAAGGACUUUUAUCAGGGAAACAGCUUGUAUGCCCAGCAAAGCUUUACAAGUGCAGCGAGCUUUGAACCGUACACAACUAAGCCAAAAGACGUAUCUUCUGAUUCUCUAGCUUCAAGUGUACCUAGUGUCAAGCAAGCAUGGAUUGUUAGUAGCCACAAAAGUCUUCCCGAGUAUGUCCCACAUGGCUCUACUGGUGGAGCAAGUUCAAUACCAUGCUCCCCUGAACUGACGGAUGCCUCUACUUAUAGUAACAGUAGUUUAAUUCUCAGAGCACCGGGCGUCAAGCAUACAUGGAGUGAGGACAGCCAUGAGCGUCGGUCUGAUAUAGGAGAAAGUGGCAUGAUUGCGUUGGAGAAAAAUGCAAGUACAAGUCUUGACGAAAGCUCCACCCAUGCUUAUUGCCUCCGACCAAGUGUCCCUGUUGUCCCAGAACCCAAUACAAUAGUCCCUGAAGGCAUGGAAAUAGCAUCACGGCAUUCUGUUCUACAAACUAGUACACCGGAUACUGGCUUUGUGUCGUCCAGAAGGAGUGAUACAUCUACUGGCAUUCAUUUGAAUAGACAGCAGAAUGCUUUUGGGUCAGUGUAUAACUCCUCUGAAGCGUCAAGUGCAGGCAGAAAUGAGAUGCCUGCAAGAUCCAGCAGUCUCUCUUCGUUUGAGACCCCUCUGACCAGUUAUGUCCCAACUACCGUUUCAGCACAAAACUCCUCUAGUAGAGGGAGGGAAAGCUUUUCCUCCAACACGAUAGUGUCUUCCCACGAUGAAGCAGAAGACACGGAUGACCUUCUCAGCUAUGAGGCGGCUCUAGAGGGAGAUCUAAAGUACUUCAGACAACUCAAGAGUGACAGUAAAAGUAAAACACCUCCUGUAAAAGAUCGCCCAUUCACAAGCAGCGUCGACAGUACGAAGAUACAAACUGGACUGAAUGGAGACAUCUCGUCAAUCACUGGAAGUGUUCAUCGACCAGACUUAGAUAAAGCGACCAGACAGUUCCAUAUGUCCCUUGGGGCGGGCUCUAUUAGUCCACUUACUGAAAGCGAGGUCGGUACGCUCAGAAAAAGUGACCAGGUCUUAAGACAAUACCAGGAUGAGAACAAGAUUCCCAGUUAUCUGGAAUCCAGAGGAAAAGAUACUGACCGCUAUAGUAGUAAUACUAUGUAUACGCCUACUCCUGAGUCCUCUUCCUCAAGUCUAUACAAACCUCACCUGCAUCAUCAAGACCCCAUGCCUACAGGCACUAGCGGUCUCGUUGGCCAGGAGGCGACUCAUGGAUUAUACGAUGUGCGGCACUCCUCAGGGCCAGGAAGUACCAACAGGCGUCGUCGGGCCAUGGGUUUGUCUCCUCGCUUGGACAGGGUGUCCAGGACAACAGAGGGUGAGGUGUAUGUGUCUGCAGAUUCUACUCCAUUCGAUUUGCGGGAUGAGGGAGGCUCAGACACCACGACAACGUCCAAAGAUGAUGAAAGCGAUCCGCAGCUCAGCAAGCGACGCUCAGCAACUGGCUCACGGAGCUCUAAGGAGAAAUCUCUUUACCGUCCAGAUUCGAGGAAGAAUUCUAGCGUGAAUUCCUCCAUAAACAAGCAUGGAAGUGCGCGGAACCGAAGCCAUCAAGACACCAAGUCAAUGCUUGACGAUUAUGUGGUUGGUAGAAGGUCUGUGCAAGCAGGCGAUCGGGAGCUUUUAAGGCGCGAUAGGUCAUCCAAUGGUAGUCAUGGCACGGAGUACACUACGAGGAAAAGCAAAGAAUUAAAUGAUAUGUGGGAACGGUUCCAGGAGAGUUUAAGAUCCAGUCCGAGCUACACGAAAAAGGGCAGUGUCUCUUCCCAUCUAGACAGGCUGUCAACAUUACUGGCUAAGCCGUUGUUAGAGACCACUGGGUCUAGCUCGGUCUCCGAUCCAGAGCGAGGCAACCGGGCUAAGUCAGAAGCCCCUUCCACGUCGUACUACUCUAGCGAUGCUUCAUCCGAUUUGACUCAGCUCAAUGAAGGGUUCAUUGAGUUUAUGCGUAACCCUUCUUUUUCGCAACAGAUCAGGUUGCGCAAGCUUUUGGAGACUGUAAAUAUCGCGAAUGUUCCUACCUUUCCUCGUCUGCGGAGGACAGACACCACUACCACCUCUACCUCAACCGAAAGUGACACCUCGACCUCGGAAACAUUUUACACCAGCGAACAUGACGCCGCGCCUGUGGUGAUGUCACGCCCAAACAGAGGAAGUCGUAAAGUGUCACGCACUCCUGUCCUAGAACCUUCUCAUCGUGUUAAAACGACAGCUGAAACAAAAGAAAUUCUAUCGAAGUGCAUUUGUUCCAAGACACAGGUUAAAGACGAGCAGGUUAGAGGCUCUAGAGCUACGCAGACCUCGCAUACACGGGACGUCGCUGUUAAUGUGCCAACGCCAAAGCAUAGAGCUUUAAAAGAAAGAAAACCUUCAAAGAGCGGACGUGCUGUUGAUGUUGGAGUGCAGACGCAUUUAGACAGCGACUUGGAGUCGCCUAGUGUCAAUAGAAUACACUCGAGUAACACAGAUGGCUAUCCCACGAGACAAGACUCGCCAGACAGAACCACAAAAAGUAAGCACAAGCAACAUCGCAAAGACCGCUUGAUCGCCGGUCACAAUUCGCCUGUGUACAGAGCCUAUCAGGAGAACUUAUCCUCGAGUGAGAAAGAAAAUUCACUGUCCUCGGAGCAUAGCUAUAGUCCCGGUAAGCAUCAGCGCCGCCAAGGUCAUAAGGAACGAAUUAUCGCAAGCCAGAAUUCGCCAGCUGCGAAGAUCAGGACUAGUCAUAACAAAGAACCCAACGACUCGGGACCUGCUUGGUUUUACCCUGUAAGCAACAAGCACUAUAGCAGGCCUAGUGACAGCGAGAGCAUGAUCCAGCCCGCUAACCUUCGACGCGAUGACCAGACGACCAAGACAUUCAGUCCCCCCGCGGCUGCUGUGUCUACUUCCAUGCAGAGGCUUUCCCUCCAGGAAGCAUUCAACUUUGCCAAGCCAGACUUUGUUAGCCGGUCCCGUGCGCGGCUUAAUAGGAUCGGUCGCAACAGGGUGGUGCGGGAGCGAGGCGAGGUGACGCAGGACGGGGAACAGAGGGUGACUAAAAUGGAGAUCCCUGUGAAAGGGUCGGGUGAGCAAGCCAGGAAGCCGAACCAGGCCCCACGCAAGACUCACCUUCCAGAAAACAACCGCGUUCCUCGACCUCGACGAUUAUCCAAGAAAGAAAUGCGCGAGCUGAACCAGAAGUUGUAUAACAAUCUUCCUGAAGUUAAAGCACAGAAGGAUGAAAACAAACGUGCUGCAUUCUACAAAACGAAUCGUUUGAAGGCCCAGCUGUACGAUAAGCGUGUGCGUGACCGUUUAAAGAAGCGUUAUUCUGCUUGAUGAUUACCGGAAACGUAGAAAGUACUGCAUGGCCGAAUAUUGCGUGAUUCAAGAAAAUAUUACCCAGCAUGCUCGAGGCCGUCCACCGACGAACUGAUUCCUCCGUCUGGUAUGAGAAAACAAUAUAGAAGCAGUGCGUGACAAAAUAUUGCGUGACGCUUGGACAUGUUACCCAGCAUGCUCACGACAGCACGUGACCAAACAUUGCCCAGCAUAUGCUGAUGGAAGUGCGUGACCAAGCAUUGCGUGACGCAUGGGUAUUUUACCCUGCAUGCUUAUAGUCGACCGACUAUACCUUUUAUCUCGUGUGGCGUGAGUUUAGAGUGAGAAUAGUUUUACCAUUGAGCAUGUAGAAAGUUAUCUAUUCUCAGAAGUCUUGCAAAGUCUAUUGAAAAUAUUUUGUAAUAGUAUGGAAGAAAAGGGGCCUUGAAAUCAGGUGCGUCAGAGGGGGAGAGGUGAGGGUAGGACCGAGCCUAUAUAUUCCUUGGACACCACUAUUUCAAAGAAUAAGAAACCCAGCGAAUUCUUAAGAUACUGUAACUUAAAGAAUGUCAGUCGCCUUUUACCGGCAACACGUGUGGCAGCGAUAUUUUUAAACAGAUACUCUUAUACUGUUUGGAGAUGGGUUGUCUACGUGCAGUCUACGACAAAAAGCCGAUUGACAUUUUUUCUAGCACCAUACAUAUAGAGGAGAAACCUGUAAAAAUACUCGUACACGUUUUAACGCAUAUUUAUAUCAUUACGAAAGGAAAUAAACAUACAGUGUUUUGCAACUA